GGCCCACUCCCUAUUGAAAUGAAGAAUUCGAUGGCCCCAUUCUGGCUACAUGUUCGACCUCGCGGGUGGAGAAUCCGCCCCGAACACCAAGAUCCAAAUAAUGGACCAGUCGCUCGAGCCUCAAUCAGAGCACCACCGGUGCAGGCUCUGGAAAACUCUCUUCUACCACUCGGCUAGCUCGACACCAUAUCACCAUAAGGCAGCCACUACGUCCCGCGCGAACCUCAACGCCCACAUUUCUAACACGAUCUACAAUGCCACCGGGAUGAACGGUGCCGCAAGGGUACCGCCGCAUGGAAUAUCCCCGUCCCACACUCUUAACACGCGAGCCCAACAGUCAACACGAGGGGGACCCCCGGGGAGCGCAGCUGGAAACGAACGUAGAAAUGCCAACAUAUAUAACCCCACGGGACCUACUCCCCCACCCCUGACAUCAAGCAGGAGUUUCGGCAGGGCUCCUUAUAUGGCUCCUCACAGUAUGCCACCGCAAUCGAAGGCACCGAUGACGGGGAUAGGCACAGUGAUGAGUACGGCCCGCACACAAGCGCCAAGUCCACCAUCUUCACAUAAAAGUGGUGGUUCUGCAUCGCAAAGAUCGAGUAUGGGUGAUUCGCAGCGAACGAGUUUUGCCACUCCUACAGGAAUGUAUUCCUCUGGGCCGGGCACUCAGGAUGUCGGUGGCCGGGUGAGCGACUGGAAGGAGGACGGGAGGCAUGUUGCGACCGUGGGAGGUAAGGGUGGAGGAGGGAUGAAGGGAUUUCUUGCGCGGUUGACUGGUAGUAGGACGGAUAAGACAGGCAAGUCAAAGGAUUUCUGACUUGUAACGCUGUUUAAACAAGCACAAAUUUCGAUGGGAGAGUGCUCCUUGUGUCC
This is a messenger RNA of Pisolithus orientalis, 873 nucleotides long. RefSeq lists its product as uncharacterized. Lineage: Eukaryota; Fungi; Basidiomycota; Agaricomycetes; Boletales; Pisolithaceae. The transcript has 3 exons. The record is from RefSeq and is a predicted model, not a curated record. Bases 50 to 817 code for a protein of 255 amino acids.